UAUUCAUAAAAAGUUAACCAAAGACGUGUUUGAAUUUUAUUCAAACAUAUAAUUUAAAAACCCAAAUCCAAAUGUGUGAUUUGAAUUUGCUAGCUUUGUUUCUUAAGUUUUUCAGUGUAGAUGGUAAUUUUUGCGUCCUGGUUAUGGAGUGGAGAGAAUAAAAGGUCAAAGGAGAGGAGCAGCAGCUCUCUUAGAGCAAAGUAUGCAUAAGAAUGAUCUAACGCGGGCCGGGCGCGGUGGCUCAAGCCUGUAAUCCCAGCACUUUGUGAGGCCGAGGCGUGUGGAUCACGAGGUCAAGAGAUCGAGACCAUCCCUGUCAACAUGGUGAAACCCCGUCUCUACUAAAAAUACAAAAAAUUAGCUGGACGUGAUGGCGCGUGCCUGUAAUCCCGGCUACUCGGGAGGCUGAGGCAGGAGAAUUGCCUGAACCCAGGAGGCAGAGGUUGCUGUGAGCCGAGAUCGCGCCAUUGCACUCCAGCCUGGGUAACAAGAGCGAAACUCGUCUCAAAAAAAAAAAAAAAAAGAUCUAACGCUAAGCAACAGGAAACGAGCUUGGAAAUAUGUUGAGGGCUGCUGGCACUGUACUCAUCAAUGCGGCUUCGAUUCCCAGGCUGGGGCUGUAAUGUAUGAGGGGGAGAAUGAGUCUGAGUCGCCGCUGCCCGGCAAGCUUAUUGCUGACCUUCCUGGGGUUGCUGGCUCCCUCCCUGGGGGAGGGGCCUAGCUCCCCGGAAGCACCUGGCAGCCCCUCCCUUCUUCCGCUUCCCGCUCGCGGUUGCUAGGCUAGCCGGGCCCUCACAGAAAGCGGUGGUUGGCAGGUGCGGCGAGUUUGUCCCCUUUCCCGCACGAGGCUUAGCCUUUGUACGUAAGUGUGGUAGCCGCCUGCCUUGCUGGGGCUUCUCUGCCGCACCCAUCUGUCCUGCUCGAGACAGGCCGCGGCGCGAAGGCGGUCGCACCCAUCUUCUUGGGAAGUUUCUGCUCCCCCUCUCCCUCCUACCCUUUGGAAACCCCCUCACCACCUGCCCCGGACAAGGUUUCUCUGAACCUUAAAUUCAGUUUUCAGGGCCCACUCUCCCGAUCCCCUGACCUUUUCCCAUCUCCCCCGAGACGACUCCGCCGCGUGUUCCCAUCCCCAUUUCUUUCACUUCUCUGUGGCGAGCAUCUCCCUUCUCGGGGAGAAGGAAGCCUGGGGCCAGCUCCUUGGGAAGAAGAGGCAGGAAGACCCGCCGUCCUCCCUGUUUCAGGUGCACCUCCGGCCUCGACGUGACCACCUUGUUUGGCUGAGGAGAAGCUGGGUUGGCAGGAUUUUCUGAAGUCAAGCGGGAGCUGGGGGGUUGCAGGGAGGUAUUGGCAGUUUUUUCACUUGUCCUGUUCUGGCUUUGUAGCUUCUCGUGUGUAAUCACCUGCCUAUUUGGAAAUUGGGCAGGGUUUGCAGCUAGAUGCUAACGUCACUGACUAGUCUUCAGUCCACCAUGGAGAAGUAACAUGUUCCCAGCCUUGGAAACGCAGCUAAAGCAGGAGACUCAUAGACUUCCUGAUCCCUAUGAAGACUUUAUGUACCGUCACCUCCAAUAUUAUGGCUACUUUAAAGCUCAAAGAGGCAGUUUACCAAACUCUGCAACGCAUCAGCAUAUUCAGAAGAAUAACCCUCGAUACCUGUUGAAUGGCUCUCUAGGGGAAAAAGAUGAUUUGAUACCAGACACCCUGCAAAAGGAGAAGCUUCUAUAUUCACACGUGCUGAGUUCACCACGUCUUAGGAGCAGACAGCUUCUUUAUGAUGAGUUGAAUGAAAUAAACCCACGUCUUCGAGAACCCCGAGAGCUCUUUUCCAUUUUGUCUACCAAGGGGCCACUGCAGGCUCCAAGAUGGCCAACUGAAUGUGAGGUCAUCAAGGAAAACAUUCAUCAUAUUGAGUGGGCUCCACCUCAACCAGAAUAUUUAUAUCAACCUACAGGAAAUGAAAAGGUACCAGAGAUUGUAGGAGAGAAAAAAGGAACGGUUGUCUAUCAAUUAGAUUCAGUGCCCACAGAAGGUUCCUAUUUCACCAGUUCCAGAGUGGGAGGCAAACGAGGAAUUAUCAAGCAACUUGGGGUCACGUUGCGAGGACCAGAAGAUAAUACUCUACUAUUUGAAUCAAGGUUUGAGAGUGGGAAUCUGCAAAAAGCUGUCAGAGUAGACACUUAUGAGUAUGAACUUACCUUGCAAACUGACCUCUACACAAACAAACACACUCAGUGGUUUUAUUUUCGUGUUCAGAACACCAGAAAAGAUGCCACCUAUCGCUUCACCAUUGUCAACUUGCUAAAACCCAAGAGUCUUUAUACUGUAGGAAUGAAGCCACUCUUGUAUUCUCAAUUGGAUGCUGACACCCGCAAUAUUGGCUGGAGGAGAGAAGGAAAUGAAAUCAAGUACUACAAAAACAACAUGGAUGAUGGGCAGCAGCCCUUCUACUGUCUCACAUGGACCAUUCAGUUUCCAUAUGACCAGGACACUUGCUUCUUUGCACACUUCUACCCAUAUACAUACACUGAUUUGCAAUGCUACCUCCUGUCAGUGGCAAACAACCCCAUCCAGUCCCAGUUCUGCAAGCUCCGAACUUUAUGCAGGAGCCUAGCGGGAAAUACCGUUUACCUGCUCACCAUCACCAACCCAUCCCAGACCCCUCAAGAGGCAGCUGCAAAAAAGGCUGUGGUCUUGAGUGCCAGAGUCCACCCUGGGGAAAGUAAUGGCUCCUGGGUUAUGAAAGGCUUUUUGGACUUCAUUCUUAGCAACUCCCCAGAUGCCCAGCUCCUCAGGGAUAUUUUUGUCUUCAAGGUGCUUCCCAUGUUAAAUCCAGAUGGUGUGAUUGUGGGGAAUUAUCGGUGCUCUUUGGCUGGAAGAGAUCUGAACAGGCAUUAUAAAACCAUUCUGAAGGAGUCUUUCCCUUGUAUUUGGUACACCAGGAACAUGAUCAAGAGACUUCUUGAAGAAAGAGAGGUUCUGUUGUAUUGUGAUUUCCAUGGCCACAGUCGUAAGAAUAAUAUCUUCCUGUAUGGCUGUAAUAACAACAAUCACAAGUACUGGCUUCAUGAACGAGUUUUUCCUUUAAUGUUAAGCAAAAAUGCACCAGAUAAGUUCUCUUUUCACAGUUGUAAUUUUAAGGUCCAAAAAUGCAAAGAAGGAACGGGGCGAGUUGUGAUGUGGCGGAUGGGAAUCCUAAACAGCUACACCAUGGAGUCUACCUUUGGUGGCUCUACCCUGGGUAGUAAAAAAGGCACCCACUUUACCACUGAAGAUCUGAAGUCCUUAGGUUAUCAUGUCUGUGACACCCUUCUGGACCUUUGUGAUCCUGACCAAACAAAGUUCACUCAGUGUCUAGCAGAGCUUAAGGAGCUUUUACAACAGAAAAUCCACAAGAAAUUCAAUGAACUUGGACGAGAUAAGGAUUUAGAAGGAAGUUGGAGUGAUAUCCCUUUGUCUGACAUUGAAUCCAGCACCAGUGGCUCUGACAGUUCUCUCUCAGAUGGUCUUCCUGUUCACCUAGCAAACAUAGCAGAUGAGCUGAAUCAGAAGAAGAUGCUUAAGAGGAAAAAAAAGAAGUCACUUCAGACUAGGAAACAACGAAAUGAGCAGUAUCAGAGAAAAAAGUUGAUGCGGAAGUUAAAGUUAACAGAAGAUACCGCAGAAAGGGCAGGAUUUGCUUCUACUCUCCAAAAGCAGCCAACCUUUUUCAAAAACUCAGAGAAUUCCAGUUCUUUACCAGUGAAAAAUGAAAACCCGAGGUUAAAUGAGACAAAUUUCAAUAGAAGAGACAAAGACACCCCCCUGGACUCAUCAAUGGUCACCCUGAUUCUGCCUAAGAAUAAAGAGAGAAUACAGACAAAUUUCAGUAGAAGAGACAAAGACGCCCCCCUGGACCCAUCAAUGACCACCCUGAUUCUGCCUAAGAAUAAAGAGAAAAUGCAGAAUAAGAAGCCCGGCUUUGCAGUAUCAUGCUUUCCAAAGAGAACCAUAAACUCCAGCCAGGAGCCAGCUCCAGGUGUGAAGCCAAACUGGCCAAGGAGGAGAUGCUACAAAGAGAGGCUGUGUGGCCACGGCGGCAUACCCAUCCUUGCACAUAUACACAUACCCAUUGGCUGCCAAGAUGGCUGCAGGAAAACAUGCCAUCCAGUGGACCUGGGCCAGCACACAGUAUCUUCUCCAGCCUUGGAAACUUACCUUCUGCUUCUGAAACUGAGGUUCCUGCACCUUUCCCCCUCCAUGGCUAUUGCAUGCCUCCAUUUCCAGUCCCGUGCUCCCUCUCUGCUGCCACCUUCCUCCCAGCAAACAGCUAUAUUCAUCGGGAGUGGUUCAGAAGCAAGGUUCCCGUGAAGCAGGGGUAGGAAGAUAACUGCAAACAAAUUCUGAACUCUCUUUGGUAGGUUUGUUUAUGUAAUAGCAUUGGCAAAUCAAUUCUGAAACUAUUUUAGAUGUAUUAUAUGCUUGAACAAAUGAAUAAAUGUGUUGAUGUUGCUAAAA
Callithrix jacchus (white-tufted-ear marmoset) is the source of this 4494-nucleotide messenger RNA. Lineage: Eukaryota; Metazoa; Chordata; Mammalia; Primates; Cebidae. The record is from RefSeq and is a predicted model, not a curated record.